AUGAAGUUUAUCCUCGAUUUGUUGAAAGAAACAGGGAUGUUGGGCUGCAAACCAACAAGUUCUUCUAUUGAGCAAAACCACAAGCUAGGAGAAGAUUGUGGCCGCUCUCUUGUUGAUGCAAAGAAGUACCAGAAGCUAGUGGGGAAGCUCAUCUAUCUAUCUAUGACUCUCCCAGAUAUUUCUUAUGCAAUGGGAGUGGUGACCCAAUUUAUGUAUACUUCCAAGAGUGGGCACUUGGAUGUUGUAUACCAAUACAAAUACUUGAAGUCCUCUCCAAGGCAAAGACUAUUGUAUGUUAGGCACAAUCACUUGAGAAUAGAAGGUUUUGCACAUGCCAAUUGGGCUGGAUCCAUCUCAGAUAGAAGGUCUACAUCUGGCUAUUGCAUAUUUGUAGGUGGUAAUUGGGUCAUAAGGAGAAGCAAAAAACAACCUGUGGUAGCUAGAUCCUGUACAGAGGUAGAAUUUAAGGCUAUGACUCAUGGAGUCUGUGAGCUCAUAUGGUUAAGAUGA
Telopea speciosissima is the source of this 510-nucleotide messenger RNA. RefSeq lists its product as uncharacterized. The transcript has a single exon. The coding region runs from base 1 to 510 and encodes 169 amino acids. NCBI's taxonomy places the organism in Eukaryota, Viridiplantae, Streptophyta, Magnoliopsida, Proteales, Proteaceae. The record is from RefSeq and is a predicted model, not a curated record.